Polyodon spathula (Mississippi paddlefish) is the source of this 1332-nucleotide messenger RNA. Its product is annotated as mitochondrial import receptor subunit TOM40 homolog. The record is from RefSeq and is a predicted model, not a curated record. Gene Ontology annotation, biological process: protein import into mitochondrial matrix. The transcript has 10 exons. Gene Ontology annotation, cellular component: mitochondrial outer membrane; mitochondrial outer membrane translocase complex. Gene Ontology annotation, molecular function: transmembrane protein transporter activity. Lineage: Eukaryota; Metazoa; Chordata; Actinopteri; Acipenseriformes; Polyodontidae. The coding region runs from base 295 to 1302 and encodes 335 amino acids.
CUCAGAAUGAAAUCAUGCGCCCUGUGUUUCACUGGCGGGGCUGCAUUAGUGAGGCACCGCCGCCUGUUCGGGCGUGUUACCCAAUACAAUAGCAUGAGAAGGAUUUAUUUUUAACAGAUUGUUGUCACUGCAGAGACGCACACAGGCAGAUAUAGACACGGAUCUGCAGAUCAUGGCUGUAGAUCCACAGCGAACCACACUUGAUACGAUUAGUGCUGUCAAGGAUGUGAUAAAAAAGGCCCGUGCUAGGGUUACAUGCAUGCUAAUCAACGAGCCGUACCUUGAUUUAAGAGAAUGGGUAACGUGUUGGCAGCUGGUUCCCCCAGCCCCGCCGUGGGCUCCCCUGCAGCUGGACCGGGCCUGGUAUCGGUACCGCCGGGCUUCACCAUGCCCCAGGUCUCCCCCGUCAGCACCCCGGCAGAGCCCAACGCCAGCGAGGGACGGCUGCCCAACCCAGGCCCCUUCGAGGAGUGCCACCGAAAAUGCAAAGAGGUGUUUCCCACACCGAUGGAAGGGGUCAAGCUGAUCGUCAACAAAGGGCUCAGCAAUAACUUCCAGGUGAAUCACACGGUCUCGCUCAGCACCCUGGGGGAGUCCAACUACCACUUCGGAGCCACGUACGUGGGCACGAAGCAGCUGAGCCCCACCGAGGCUUUUCCAGUGAUGGUCGGAGACAUGGACAAUAGUGGCAGUUUGAACGCGCAGAUUAUUCACCAGCUAACGAGGAAGCUGCGCUCCAAACUUGCAUUCCAGACCCAGCAGUCCAAGUUUGUGAACUGGCAGGUUGAUGGCGAGUACAGAGGAGAGGACUUUACUGCUGCGGUGACACUGGGGAACCCUGACAUCAUCGUCGGGUCAGGUAUCCUGGUGGCUCACUACCUCCAGAGCAUCACCCCUGCGCUGGCUCUGGGAGGGGAGCUGGUGUAUCACCGGCGGCCGGGGGAGGAGGGCACCGUCAUGUCCCUGGCAGGGAGGUAUACAGGCAGUAACUGGAUCGCUACGCUAACAUUAGGACAGGCAGGAGCCCACGCCACUUAUUACCACAAAGCUAAUGACCAGUUGCAGGUAGGGGUGGAGUUUGAAGCCAGCACACGAAUGCAGGACACCAGCGUAUCUUUUGGCUACCAGCUGGACCUGCCCAAAGCCAACCUGCUCUUCAAAGGGUCUCUGGACAGUAACUGGAUUGUAGGAGCUACCCUGGAGAAGAAACUGCUCCCUCUGCCUCUCACCCUGGCGCUGGGGGCGCUGCUGAAUCACAAGAAGAACAAGUUCCAGUGCGGGUUCGGACUCACCAUCGGAUAAACACUGGACACAGAGACGGACAGAGAGACU